Messenger RNA from Tuber aestivum (summer truffle), 1967 nucleotides. NCBI's taxonomy places the organism in Eukaryota, Fungi, Ascomycota, Pezizomycetes, Pezizales, Tuberaceae. The record is from the annotation of a GenBank genome assembly.
AUGGUUACCGGUAUCGUCGCAAACGAAGAGCCGUGGCGUCGUGCAACACUUGGAGCCGCAUCUGACCAAACAAUCCUUGCAUAUCGCGCCCCCCACUACUGCUAUCAAUCGCCCCUCUUUAUUCAACAUGUCAACACCAGCCCCUUUAACUAAGGGUACUUCUACCGAAACCUUUACCGCAUUUCCACCUAUUCCUUCUCCCUCCGGGCCUUCUCCUCCACCCUCACCCACCAAUCCGGCAUAUGCUGCUGCCGGUACUGCGGAUAAUAGACCAACUCUAGCCAACGAUGCUGUUCUCAGACCCUCCGACCCUAUUCCUUCGACCUGGAACUCCCGUGCUGUCUCGGGGCCCGAAUUCAACGCCUUGCAUCACACCCCGAUCACAAUCUCCUCCCUAAUAGAUAGCAUGGCAACCAUAGGCUUUCAGGGCAGUGAACUCGCUCGAGCAGUGCAGGUGGUUGAUACUAUGCGCACUUAUGUCUCCCCGGGGGGUCGCAGAGCAACCAUCUUCCUCGGUUACACUUCAAACCUAAUUUCUUCCGGUCUUCGAUCUACCCUCCGCUACCUUGUCGAGCACAAGCAUGUCUCAGCAAUCGUUACCACGGCCGGUGGUGUCGAAGAGGAUUUGAUCAAGUGUCUCGCACCAACCUAUCUUGGCUCGUUCAACCUAUCGGGAAAAGACUUACGCGCAAAGGGCCUCAAUAGGAUUGGAAAUCUUGUGGUUCCCAACAACAAUUACUGUCUUUUUGAGGACUGGAUCAUUCCAAUUUUUGACGAAAUGCUGGACGAGCAGGAGGCAUCGAACGGUGCACUAAUUUGGACGCCUAGUAAAAUCAUUCACAGACUAGGGAAAGAAAUCAACCACCCGGAGUCGGUGUACUAUUGGGCUUACAAAAAUAACAUUCCGGUAUUUUGCCCUGCCCUUACGGACGGUAGCAUCGGCGACAUGUUAUUCUUUCACACAUACAGGUCCUCGCCAAAACAACUGGUGUGCGAUAUCGUCGGAGAUAUCAGGGAGAUUAAUUCCAUGAGCAUGCGAGCUGAGAAGGUCGGGGCUAUCAUUCUUGGGGGAGGUAUUGUAAAACAUCACAUCGCGAAUGCGUGCCUGAUGAGGAACGGAGCUGAGUGGGCUGUCUUCGUGAAUACAGCUAGCGAGUUUGACGGAUCUGAUGCGGGAGCGAGACCAGAUGAGGCAGUUAGUUGGGGAAAGAUAAAGGUUGAUGGAGAGAGUGUUAAGGUAAGGAUCCGAGAUCUUUCCCUAAGGGGUCGGAGGCUGACAUGAAUAGGUCUAUGCUGAGGCCACGAUCGUCUUUCCCCUCAUUGUGGCGGUGACCUUUGCCAAGGAUGGCAUCACUGAGAAGCAGGAGGACAAGAGCUAGAAGCAUUGCUUAGCAAAAUGAGCCUUCAGAUGUUAUUUUUGGGGUCUACCGGGGCUCUAACUGGCUUUCGUUUUUAAUGAUAUCACUAGCUCAGAAGCGGCUUAGCAUGAUCCUCUUCUUCAUUAACUUUGUAUGAGUAAGAGGUAUUCUACAAAGGCGGGCGAGCGCCGGGGGCUCAUGCUUGCGGUGACCUUAAUUUCAUAGGCGUUAUGGGUAGAAAACACCAGUGGGUCUUGGAGCGAAACCGAUCUAUACUGAUGACCUAUCACAUCUUGUCACUCGAAUGUUUGGUUUAAUUCACGUGUAGACUAGCUAAUUCUGAAUAUCCUAAGCCCAUUGCUGUAUUUUGCUCUGCUCUCUCCUGAUACAGUACCUGGCUAUGCCGUCAACUGGCUUUAUCCUCUUUUAUCAAUCUCUAUCAGCCUUAAUGUUGGGCCCGUACUUGGCCUGGAUCUUAUACAACUUCGCGGGUGUUUGCUGCGAGAGAAGCCAGCUCAAGUUUGGGGCCGGAUCUACGGCUAUUGAUGCGGAAUUCUUGGUGGCAGAUUAGCUGGUGAGACAUCUUUAGAUGGAGGGGUUCGCAGCUGA